Striga hermonthica is the source of this 936-nucleotide messenger RNA. The record is from the annotation of a GenBank genome assembly. NCBI's taxonomy places the organism in Eukaryota, Viridiplantae, Streptophyta, Magnoliopsida, Lamiales, Orobanchaceae.
AUGACGGCGGGUGGUUCAUCGACGGGUCGUCUGCCGACGUGGAAGGAGAGGGAGAACAACAAGAGGCGGGAGCGGAGGAGAAGGGCCAUCGCCGCCAAGAUUUACGCCGGACUCCGAGCUCAGGGCAGUUACAAGCUCCCCAAGCACUGCGACAACAACGAGGUCCUCAAGGCCCUCUGUGCCGAGGCCGGUUGGGUCGUCGAGGAAGAUGGCACCACUUAUCGCAAGGGUUGUAAGCCACCGCCACCCGAGGCCGGAACACCAUUAAGAAACAUCAGCCUCUGUUCCUCAAUCCAACCGAGCCCAAACUCCUCAGCCUUUCCGAGCCCAGCCCCAUCGUACCCCGCCAGCCCGACAUCCUCUUCUUUCCCAAGCCCAACACGCGGUGACGAGCCCACGUCCUACAUUCUCCCUUUCCUCCACAACCUAGCUUCCAUCCCCUCUUCUCUCCCUCCCCUGCGCAUUUCCAAUAGUGCCCCCGUGACCCCACCUCUUUCCUCCCCGACUAGAAACUCAAAGCCCAAGUCCCAUUGGGAGCCCAUUUCGAACGAGUCCUUGAAUUCUUUCCUACACCCUGUCGUGGCUGCUUCCUGCCCGUCCAGCCCAUCCCGCCGCCGGCGCUUCAGGCCAGUCCCGAUCCCGGAGUGCGACGAGACCGAUUUUCCGACCGCAAAUUCGGCCCGUUGGGUCAGUUUCCAGUCGGUCCCGCCAUCUCCGGGUUGCCCGGCCUCGCCGACUUACAAUCUCGUGAAGCCCACAAAUGCAGGGGAUGGCUAUGGCGGCGGGUUUGGGUGGGGCCCAGCGGCCAAGAGGGCUUGCGGGCCCGAGUUUGAGUUCGAGAGUUGCGCGGUUAAGGCGUGGGAGGGCGAGAAGAUAACCGAAUUUGGGGUGGAUGAGUUGGAGCUUACGCUUGGGACUGGAAAAACUUGCGCUUAG